Messenger RNA from Hevea brasiliensis (rubber tree), 1919 nucleotides. RefSeq names its product protein NRT1/ PTR FAMILY 1.2-like. Gene Ontology annotation, molecular function: transmembrane transporter activity. The record is from RefSeq and is a predicted model, not a curated record. The transcript has 4 exons. Lineage: Eukaryota; Viridiplantae; Streptophyta; Magnoliopsida; Malpighiales; Euphorbiaceae. Bases 1 to 1767 code for a protein of 588 amino acids. Gene Ontology annotation, biological process: transmembrane transport; oligopeptide transport. Gene Ontology annotation, cellular component: plasma membrane.
AUGGAGACUACUUCAGAUGAAAGGAACACAAUCCAAAAUGUUAAACGGAAAAAGGGUGGUCUCAGGACCAUGCCUUUCAUUAUAGCAAAUGAGACUUUUGAGAAGGUUGCUGGAGUUGGGCUUCAUGCAAAUAUGAUCUUGUACUUGCAAAAUGAAUAUAACCUUAGUAGUGCUACUGGAGCUAAUAUAUUGUUUAUCUGGGCAGCCACAUCAUAUUUUACUCCCAUCAUAGGAGCUUUCGUUUCUGAUUCUUACUUGGGUCGGUUUCGUGUCAUCGUGCUCGGAACAGUCGUCAGCCUACUAGGAAUGAUUCUGCUAUGGCUAACAGCCAUUAUUCCUAGCGCAAGGCCUUUACAUUGCGAUCAAAAAGAUGGGAAUUUACAAGGUUGUGCAUCCCCAAAUGCAGCGCAGAUGAUGUUUCUUCUCUCCUCAUUUGCUCUGAUGGCCGUAGGGGCUGGCGGCAUUAGGCCUUGCUCUUUAGCAUUUGGUGCAGACCAGUUGGACAACCCCGAAAACCCAAAAAACGACAAGACUUUACAGAGCUUCUUCAAUUGGUAUUAUGCUUCAGUUGGAAUUUCAGUCAUGGUUUCGGUUAUAUUCGUGGUCGCUAUCCAAGAUGCAGCUGGUUGGGUUGUGGGCUUUGCAGUACCUGUAGGGUUUAUGUUAUUGUCAAUUGUUCUGUUCCUCAUGGGUUCUUCCCGCUAUGUUAAAGUGAAGCCCAACACGAGCUUGCUUACUGGCUUUGCUCAAGUAAUAUCUGCAGCGUGGAAGAACAAAUACAUUUCUUUGCCACGAAGCGAUUCUGAUAGAUGGUAUCAUCACAAGGAUUCAACCCUUGUAAUUCCUACAGAAAAACUCAGCUUUCUAAACAAAGCUUGCGUAAUUAUAAAUCCUGAGAAGGAUUUGGACAAAGAAGGAUUGGCUAUAGAUGCGUGGAAGCUUUGCACGGUUAAACAGGUAGAAGAGCUAAAAGCAUUGAUCAAAGUGAUGCCAAUAUGGUCCACUGGUAUCAUGCUUUCAGCGACCCUAAGCCAACACGCAUUCCCUGUACUCCAAGCCCUGACCAUGGACAGGCACUUGGUGGGGAAGGUCAAAAUCCCAGCAGCCUCCUUUGGUGUGUUUACAAUCCUCACUUUGACAAUAUGGGUAGCCAUCUACGAUCGAAUUUUGGUUCCAAGAAUAGCCAAGUUCACCAAAAGACCCCGAGGGCUUUCCAAUAAACAAAGGAUGGGGAUUGGACUGCUACUCUCUUGUAUAUCCACUGCAAUAGCUGGAGCAGUAGAGCACAAGAGGCGAGCAAUGGCAAUUAGAGAAGGAUUGGCACAUAAGCCUAUGGGUUUAGUUAACAUGUCUGCAAUGUGGCUAGUGCCACAGCAUUGCGUUACUGGACUAGCUGAGGCUUUUAAUGCAAUUGGUCAAAUAGAAUUCUAUUACUCUCAGUUUCCCAAGACUAUGUCCAGCAUUGGAGUGGCUCUUUUCUCACUUGGCAUGGCAUUUGGGAACUUGCUAGGGAGUUUUAUAGUGUCAAUUUUGAAUCGUGAAACUGGAAAAGAUGGGAAAGUGAGUUGGGUAGCAAAUAAUCUCAACAGAGGUCACUAUGACUAUUACUAUUGGCUUCUUGCUUCUCUUAGUGUGCUGAAUUUCUUCUACUAUUUGCUCUGUAGUCGAUUCUAUGGGAGUGAGAACAACAGAAUUUGGGAUGCAACCAUAGAAGAGAAAGAAAUGGAUAAGCCUGUGGGAUCUCCGAUCAAACAUUCUGUUGUUUGAUGUAUACUCAAGCGUCUUAGCAGGAAGAUGCACUCCAAUUAAUGCAUAUUAGUGUUGGCUUGAUCAGACACUGUUAUGUAUUUUGGAAAUCAGGUACCUCAUUGUAGAAGUCAAUCACCACUGGUUGUGUAGUAAAAGCACAUAACGCAUUU